Penicilliopsis zonata CBS 506.65 is the source of this 1497-nucleotide messenger RNA. RefSeq lists its product as hypothetical. Lineage: Eukaryota; Fungi; Ascomycota; Eurotiomycetes; Eurotiales; Aspergillaceae. Gene Ontology annotation, molecular function: transmembrane transporter activity. The record is from RefSeq and is a predicted model, not a curated record. Bases 1 to 1497 code for a protein of 498 amino acids. Gene Ontology annotation, biological process: transmembrane transport. The transcript is spliced from 5 exons.
AUGCUGUCUCCAGCAGUCGACUUGGAGAAGGGGGAAAUCAAUCAUCCCUCCCCAGUGGUGCCGCCAUCCACAGAGGGAGUCAAAGACGACAAGGAAGCCUUCCUAGUCCGGUUCGAAAAGGACGAUCCGGAAGAUCCCAAGAACUGGCAUCCAUACUACCGGGCAUGGCUGGCGGUGGAGAUGGGGAUGCUGGCCCUGCUGGGCUCAGUGGGCUCGUCAAUCAUCACGCCCGCAGAGCCAGUUCUAUCAGUAUACUUGGGUGUGGACCGAGAGACUUCAGUUCUUGUACUGUCGCUUUUCGUUCUAGGAUUCUCGUUCGGUCCGUUAGUGUUUGCCCCGAUCAGCGAGGUAUAUGGACGCAAAUGGUCGAUGCUGCCGGCAGUGUUUGGUCUUGGAGUUCUCAGUAUUGCAACCGCCGUCAGCAAGAACGCAGCGAGCGUGUUCGUUACUCGUUUUCUCGGUGGUGUUUUCGGGGCGGCACCCAUGAGCAACGUCUCAGCCGCUCUGGGGGACAUCUACCCGCCCCAAACGAGAGGCGUACCCAUGGCUUUUAUGGCGAUGUGUAUCGUGGGCGGUCCGACAAUUGCUCCUCUCAUCGGGGCGGCGUUGACAGUCAACCCGCAUCUAGGAUGGCGUUGGACAGAGUAUAUAGAGGCUAUCAUGGCAUUUAUCGUUCUCGUCAUCUCCUUCUUUUUCCUGCCCGAGACGUACGCUCCGGUCCUGUUGAAACGCAAAGCCCGGCGCCUGCGCGAGAGUACUGGCGAUCAGAGAUAUUGGCACCCGAGCGAGAAGGACAGAGUGACUCUGAACAACAUUGUGACCAAACAUCUAAGUCGACCUUUGCUAAUGUUCUUCACGGAGCCCAUGGUGACCUGUAUUGCGUUCUACGCCUCGUUUGUGUACGGCCUUCUCUUCCUAACGCUUGAGGUAUUCCCAAUCGUCUUCGAGGAUCACCGGGGAUGGAGCACGGUUGUGUCCACUCUUCCAUUUCUCGGCAUCUUCGUCGGUGUCAUAUUCGCCCUGUUUGUCAACAUCGCCAACCAGCCUCGGUAUGCAAAGGCCGUGGCUGCGAACAAAGGUCGUGCGGUCCCCGAGGCCCGUCUCCCUCCCAUGAUCCUGGGAGGCGCCUUGUUCUCAACCGGUAUCUUCUGGUUUGGCUGGACGGCGGCUCCUAAAUAUCACUGGAUUCUUCCAGUGACCGCAGGAGGAUUCAUCGGCGCCGGGUUCAAUAUCGUCUUCCAGCAAUGUAUCAACUUUCUUGUCGACACUUACGGACCAUACGCGGCCAGUGCGGUCUCCGGGAACAACUUCCUACGCUCUUUGCUUGCCUUCGGACUGCCUCUGGCUGCCAGACCGAUGUUCCUUAACAUGGGCGUUGGCCCGGCAGCGAGUGUGCUGGGGGGGAUCUCUUGCCUGGCUCUACCUGUUCCCUUUCUGUUUAUGAAAUAUUCGCUGCGACUGCGCAGGAUGUCCAAAUUUGCUCCUGUAAAUGAGUAG